AUGGAAACUAUUAUAAUAUCAGGUUCCAUAGUGGUUUCUUAUCUGAUCAUCAAACGUUACAAAACUCAAUGGCUAGAUUAUAUGUGGAUGCGCAUCCACGCACGACAUCCCAGUGAGCUGGAAUUAGAAAAAACACUUGAACAAAAAACAUUAUCAUCAUGGAUGAAUUCUUAUUCACAGACACUUACUGUCCGUGGCCAUCAACUUCAUCAUGUCUACGUCGAGAAUCCCGGAAGUUCUCUUCUUAUAAUAUUUAUUCAUGGUCUGGGUGGCCAGGUAUCUCAAUGGGAAUCACAGUUGGAGCAUUUUUCAUCAUAUGCUAGUGUAUUAGCAGUUGACCUUCUUGGUUGUGGUUUGAGUGAAGUGUCUUCAAAAUGGUCUGACUAUUCAGCUGAUUCGCUGACAAAGGAUGUUUUGGCUCUUCUGACUGAUCACUAUUCCGCUGAACGCUUGGUACUAGUUGCCCACUCAUAUGGCUGCUCUGUUGCAACUCGUCUUUCACUUGAUCAUACUUUGAAAAAGCGUAUACAAGCAACGGUUCUCAUCUGUCCCAAGAAAGGCAUGAGUGAGAAAGAAAUCAAGGGUCAACGAAUAAUCGGUUGGAUUCCCGAUUGGCUCAUGGAUGGAUUCCGCAUGGGAGAUCGUAAAAAAUGUCUAUAUAGCAAAAGUGUUGAACGCUUUUUGGGUCCCAAUGCCACUGAUAUACAGCGGGAGAAACAAUUUGAGUGGAAUAUCAAGAGUAAAACUACAGUUUACCGAAGAUUCGCAUACAAUGCUUCAUUCCCAGUUCAAGAAGAGUAUGCAACCAUUAGCAGCCCUGUUUUGUUGGUUUCAUGCGAACAAGAUAAAGUUGUUUCUCCUCAGGAUGCAGAAUAUAUCCAUCGAUUGAUCGACAAUAGUAAAUUGCGUGUAAUUGAAGACGUGGGUCAUAAUCCUAUGCUGGUCCGACCUCAAGCUGUCAAUACAAUCAUUUCAGAGUUUGCAGAAUCUGUGGGAAUUGAAGAGUUGGGAUGUUUUUAA
Molecule: messenger RNA, 1020 nt
Organism: Phycomyces blakesleeanus NRRL 1555(-)
Lineage: Eukaryota; Fungi; Mucoromycota; Mucoromycetes; Mucorales; Phycomycetaceae
Exons: 4
Coding region: 1-1020 (339 amino acids)
Source: RefSeq, a predicted model, not a curated record